This is a messenger RNA of Phlebotomus argentipes, 3026 nucleotides long. It is a transcript of the gene Vps35, whose product is annotated as vacuolar protein sorting-associated protein 35. NCBI's taxonomy places the organism in Eukaryota, Metazoa, Arthropoda, Insecta, Diptera, Psychodidae. Gene Ontology annotation, cellular component: retromer, cargo-selective complex; retromer complex; late endosome. The transcript is spliced from 4 exons. Bases 34 to 2499 code for a protein of 821 amino acids. Gene Ontology annotation, biological process: retrograde transport, endosome to Golgi; intracellular protein transport. The record is from RefSeq and is a predicted model, not a curated record.
ACAGUUCACACAGCAAUACAGUGCCAGAGCGCGAUGUAUCCCUGGAGCACGCCGUCCUACAAUUCCUCGGGUGGUUUGCGGAAGCAAAUGCCUCAGACUCCAGUCAAUUCGGGCAUGGAUGAGCAGGAGAAGCUUCUGGGCGAUGCCAUCCAGGUGGUUCAGAGCCAAGCAUUCCAGAUGAAGUGCUUCCUGGACAAGGGACGCCUCAUGGACGCACUGAAGGGAGCCUCAACGAUGCUGGGAGAACUCCGGACGUCUUUGCUCUCUCCCAAGAGCUACUACGAACUCUACAUGGCGAUAACUGAUGAGCUGCGCCACUUGGAGCUGUAUCUGCUGGACGAAUUCCAGAAGGGGCGUCGCGUUCCGGAUUUGUACGAGUUGGUGCAGUACGCCGGCAAUAUCGUACCCCGAUUGUACCUCCUCAUCACCGUGGGACUGGUGUACAUCAAGACGAACGGCGCCCUGAAGCGCAGCAUUCUCAAAGACCUCGUAGAGAUGUGCCGCGGCGUCCAGAAUCCCCUGCGAGGCCUGUUCCUGCGCAACUACCUUCUCCAGUGCACGCGCAACAUCCUCCCCGACACGCUGGCUUCCACGGAAGACAACGAGGGCACAGUGUACGACUCCAUUGACUUUGUCCUCAUGAACUUUGCCGAGAUGAACAAGCUGUGGGUGCGCAUGCAGCACCAGGGUCACUCGAGUGAGAAGCAGAGGCGCGAGAAGGAGCGUGAGGAGCUGAAGAUCCUCGUGGGCACGAAUCUGGUGCGUCUGUCACAGCUGGAAGCCGCUACUCUGGACACGUAUCAGCGCCUCAUCCUGCCCGGCAUCUUGGAGCAGGUGGUGAGCUGUCGGGACGCAAUUGCGCAAGAAUACCUCAUGGAGUGCAUCAUCCAGGUGUUCCCCGAUGAGUUCCACCUGCAGACGCUGGAUCCCUUCCUCAAAUCCUGCGCCCAGCUUCAGUCAGGCGUCAAUGUGAAGAACAUCAUAAUCUCUUUGAUCGAUCGUCUGGCGGCUUUCAAUCAGCGCAAUGGGAAGGGCAUGGGCGCUGGAGACGCUGGCGAGGGCGAUCUCACUGCCGAGGUGCAGUUGUUUGAGGUGUUCAGCAUCCAGAUUGCGAACAUCGUACAGGCGCGCACGGACAUGCCGCUGGAGGACACGGUGUCCUUGCAAGUGGCGCUGAUCAGCCUGGCGCAGAAAGUGUACGCUGAUCGCGUGGAUUAUGUGGACAAAGUGCUGGAGACGACCAAUCACAUCCUGGAGCGUCUCAACAUGACCAGCAUUUCGCACACGCUGACAGUGAAUCAGGAGUUGUCGCGUCUCUUGCGGAUGUGUGUGGACUUCUACAGUGUUCUCACGAUUUUGCAGCUGAAGUUCUUCGCACCGCUGCUCGAGAAGUUCGACUACAAUUCACGGAAAUCGCUGGCUCUGUAUAUUGUGCUGAACAUCCUGGAUAAUGAGACGCUGAUACCCACGGCCGAGCAAGCGGACAGUGUGCUGACGAUGCUGGGUCCGUUGCUCAUGGAUCAGGAGGAUCAGCCGGCCACGAAGCCGGACGCCGAAGAUUUCGCCGAGGAGCAAGGCAUCGUGGCGAGAUUUGUGCAUCUGCUGAAGGGUGACGAUCCGGAUACACAGUACAAAAUCCUCCAGAUGGCCAGGAAGCAUUUUGGCCAGGGUGGUGGCGCCAGAAUAAAGCAUGUGCUGCCGCCAAUUGUGUUCCAGGCCUUCCAACUGGCGCACAAGUACAAGAGCAUCAGCGAGGAAGACGAGAUGUGGGACAAGAAGUGCCAGAAGAUUCUGCAAUUCUGUCACGGUACAAUUUCCGUGCUGGCCAAGUCGGAGUUGCCCGAGCUGGCACUCCGGCUGUACCUUCAGGGGGCGCUCUGUGUGGGCCAGAUCGGCUACACGAAUCACGAAUCUGUGGCCUAUGACUUCAUGACGAGGGCGUUUUCGCUGUACGAGGACGAGAUUAGUGACUCCAAGGCUCAACUGGCCGCCAUCACGCUCAUCAUGGCGACCUUCGAGCAGAUGACGUGCUUCAGCGAGGAGAAUGCCGAACCGUUGAGGACCAACUGCGCCCUGGCGGCCUCGAAGUUGCUCAAGAAGCCCGAUCAGUGCCGCGCUGUGGUCACAUGCGCCAGUCUCUUCUGGAGCGGGAAGCAGAACGGCGGCGAGAUGCACGACGAGAAGAGGACGCUGGAGUGUCUGAAGAAGGGCGCCCGGAUUGCGUCGCAGUGUCUGGAUCAGGGUGUGCAGGUGCAGCUGUACGUCGAGCUGCUCAAUCACUAUAUCUUCUACUUCGAGGCGGGACACUCGGGCAUCACCGUGCCCAUUCUCAAUCAGCUCAUCUCGAAGAUCAACGAGGAGCUGCCCAACCUGGAGGCGUCCGAGGAGACGAAGCAGAUCGAGAUGCACUACCAGAACACCAUGGCGCACAUUCGAAAUAAGCUGGAGAGCUCAGAGACGGGCCUGGAGGCCGCGUAUGCGGGAAUACAGCUAAACUAGACGUAAGUCCAUCCAGUUUAUCCACACCAGCAGAAUCACACUUUAUCCUCUAUUUGAAAUACUGUUUCAACGUGGUGGUGAGAGGUGAGAAUCUUUUCCAUGAGAUAUGUGUGUAAAUAGGGGUAGAAGAAAAUGUGGAGGGAAGAAAAAAAUUGAGGAUAUUUAUUUUGGAUUUUCACACAAACACAUUAUUAGAGAUGUUUUCUGCUCAAAUAAAAGGCAACCGUGAAUGAAAUUCCCCCCAAAAAGCCCCUCCUUUACCUAGUAUUUUUUAUUAUUUAGAAAGAUAUAUUGAGGUGAAGAAAUUCGCAUAAGCAUUGAUGAUGAGAAUUCAUGAGAAAGACACAGUUUUACGUGGAUAUUUUUACAAUGUAGAGAAAGUGAGAGAAAUUGUGCACUAGAAAUUGCAAAGCUUCUUUCCCAAUUUCCCAAGAGGCAGAGGAGAAAAUCAUGAACGAGUGAAUUACGAAUAUUGUGUAUAAAUGAGAGAUGAUAAAUAAAUUAUAAUCCAUUAAUCAAUGGUUUAA